Molecule: messenger RNA, 917 nt
Organism: Drosophila arizonae
Lineage: Eukaryota; Metazoa; Arthropoda; Insecta; Diptera; Drosophilidae
Gene: zetaTry
Product: zetaTrypsin
Biological process (GO): proteolysis
Molecular function (GO): serine-type endopeptidase activity
Source: RefSeq, a predicted model, not a curated record
CGGCUAUUGUUUAAGAUGGCGCACGUGGUACCUUUGCUGCUCGGCCUUUGCCUGGCCCUUGUCUCCUUGGCUGGAGCACUCCCCUUGCAGGACUCCGACUCGGGCUCACCCAACGGCCGCAUUGUGGGCGGCUAUGAGACGAACAUUGCGGUCUAUCCGCAUCAGAUCUCACUGCGACGCAAAGGAAUCACAACUCCCAAGAAUGCCUUUACGCACAACUGCGGGGGCUCCAUCCUCACCAAGGACACCGUCAUCACGGCCGCACACUGUAUUAUUGCCACGGUGGCCUCUCAGUACAAGGUCGUGGCAGGCACCAGCCGCAGGAAUGGCAGCGACGGCAUCAUCGUCUCCGUCGACGAAAUUGUCAUGCACGAGAACUACAAUCCCGACAACUACGACAACGACAUUGCUCUGCUCAGGCUGAGCUCGCCGCUGCCCUUGAACAACUUUACCAUGAGAGCAAUCGAGCUGCCAACAGAGCCAGCGAGCGAUGGAGCCAUUAGCACUGUCAGCGGCUGGGGCACCACCCAGUCCGGCGGCACGGCAUCGGAUCAGCUACGAGCUGUCGAUGUUCCCAUCGUUAGCAACGAGGUCUGUGACGAGGAUUACGGAGGCGGACGCAUCACGGCGGGCAUGCUGUGCGCAGGUGUGCGCGGCCAGGGUGGCAAGGAUGCCUGCCAGGGUGACUCUGGGGGUCCGCUGAUCGUUAAGAAUAAGCUGCAAGGCAUCGUCUCCUGGGGCAGAUUGUGCGCUCUGCCCACGCAUCCGGGCGUUUACACCAAUGUCUUCCACUAUCUCGACUGGAUUAAGUCCAAGGUGCAGUUGGCCUAAAAAUAUUCCAGCAGUUGGCCGAAGGGCCCCACGAAUGCUUCAUUUGUGUCACAUGUCUGAAUAAAUUUGUAAUUGGCGACCAAUUG